Molecule: messenger RNA, 6338 nt
Organism: Patiria miniata (bat star)
Lineage: Eukaryota; Metazoa; Echinodermata; Asteroidea; Valvatida; Asterinidae
Exons: 5
Coding region: 2379-3362 (327 amino acids)
Molecular function (GO): phosphoprotein phosphatase activity
Source: RefSeq, a predicted model, not a curated record
CAGUACCACGCACAAACAAUAUCACCGUGCACGGGUGGCCAGUUGACCGGCCGCGCUUGCGGGCAUAGCCCGGUAGUCGACACACGGAAAAUCGCUCUGCACUCUAUCGUUGUGGGACAAAUGAGCUCAACCUUUCGUAAGGUAUUUCCAACCCAAACUUGUCAAAAAUGAACGCUAGUUUCUUGUAGAUGUACCGGAGAUCAUUCAAAAUGCCGUUCAAAAACUCUGGCUCCCUUUGGAAUAUCACAACUUCCAGAAAAACGGUGUAAUUUCACACUGUUAAUUGUCUGGCUGCACAGUAUUAGAUCGCGCACAAGUAGGCCUACGUGUUAUGCGUGGCUUGGGCGCGGCCACGUCCAUUUUAUCGAAAAAUAGGGGUGUUGGUAUUACAAAGUAGGUGGUUUUAAUUGCUCGGCCCAUCCAUUUCAUAAUUGUUUUGUGUUUUCACUUCAUCGGAGGUUUAUUCAUUUAGUUUUACAUUAUAAAUAUUUAUAAACUCAUUUAUAAACUGAUCUCAACCGAAAUUAUUAUUUCAUUUUAUUCACUUAAUGGCGGUGCACGUCUGAAUGACGAUCCUGCCAGUACCCUUGAUCAUAAUGGAACGUGCUACAUGUCGUUGAUGAAAAGAAAAUGGCUAAUGUGUCCGUGUACAUGAUGUAUGGGAUGGGCUCGAGUAACUGCGAUGUUUACAAAAUCCUUGCGAUGAUUAUGGGUGGAUUUUACGUAGGUAUUCGACUUACUUUUGUUGCUUUUUUUCGCAACAAAAUCGUUCAAACAUCGGGAUGACAAGUUAAGAAAUCAAGUAUAUAAAAUUUGGAUUGACAAGAUUUUACUGUUGGCUUUAUGUAGACAAAAACUGGAGUCAACAAUUAAUAAGCUUGCAAAUUUACCCAGGAGCGCUAUUAUUUGCGCGCCAGAAACCGUGUUAAGGAGCGCGAAGGAGCGCGAUCGCGCUCCUUAAAAAUGAAGGCCUGUCAGGUGAAGACGGAGUGACCCCUACCCCAGAAGUCCUGAAACAUGUCCCUGUAGAUGAUAUUGCUCUAAAUUAUUUAAAUAGAGCAUACAAUACAGGAACACUACCAGCACUCUGGAGCACCUGAUCAUCUUCCCAACAUGCCCAAUUUAUUCUCAAGUCAAGAUGGACAAUUAUUGGGGCAUCAGUCCAAGUCUAUUUCUCGCCAAGACCUACAUGUACAACAGGAUGCUGCUCAGUAUCCCGACUGAGACCCGCUCUAGAUCCUCUGCUCAGAACAUCACAGAAUGGCUUCCGGCUGAAGCGCAUGAUGGUUCAGCAGAUAGUGGCGCCGAGGAGGAUACUGGAGGGUGUGAACUGGAGGGUGUGCACACAAUGGUGAAAGCCUACCAGAUACCAGCAGUGCUCACCUUUAUCAAUUUCUGCAAGGUCUUUGGCACCAUGCACAGAGGAAAAAUGAUAUGUAUCCUUCGUGGCCUAUGCAUGUAGGCAAAGAAGGUGGUCCAGUCAGUUGCAGCUGUAUAUACUCGAUCCACUGCCAAGGAGCUCUCUCCCGACGGAGGGAUGCUGUACUGAGAUCCUGGCAGGAGUACUAAAGGGCGAUACACUGGUCUACUUCAGUAGUAUUUGUGGUAGUCUUUGACUACGCUACGAUUGAUGGCGAGGAAGGAGCUGGGUUUCACUCUCACACCCAGGAGAAGCUGGCGGGCGUGACCAGUCAUGAUGACUGACCUUGACAUUGCAGACGAUAUUGGCCUUGUAUCUGAUACAGCAGAAAAAGUGUAUGCUGCUGCUCGCGCCUCGCGGUAGAAUCAGAGUGUUAAAAGAUCAGCCUUUAGCUCAAUGCCAAAAAGACGACGGUGAUAGCCCCCAACACAGAGGAUGCAACGGUCGCUACUGGCGAUGGGACAGCUAGCUAGUGUUAGAGGUGGUGGAGGACUCGGGGCCUACAUCGCCUCAACAGAGAAGGAGCUGAAGGCCAGGAGGGCUCUGGCAUGAGUGGGGCGCACUCAAUGAAGAAAUAACUCAAUGAAGAGGCAACUCUUUGUGUGCUACUUUAUGGUACUGAUGGACCUUCACUGUGCAGCAGGAGAAGUCACUUGAUGGCGUCUACUCCAGGAUGCUGCGCAUGGAUCUGGGUGUUGCCUGGGAAGACCACAUCCACAACAUCGACCUGUAUGGAGGCCUUCCACGUAUCUCGGACAACAUCAGGGAGAGGAGGCCUAGAUGGGUCUGGCGGGCCACUCCGUCCACCACCCAGAGCUGGCAGUCCAUGACACCAUCCUGUGGGAGCCGACUCGGGAAACUGGCAAGAGGAGGUGGAGGACCGGAGAGACACACUUAAUGUAACACCUCAUAUCAACAUCUAUAUCCAUCAACUGCUCACCCACCACACUCCCUCAAGAUGGACUCCAACUUAGUUUCCACUGAACAGACCUCCGGCAGCGAUUGUGUCGAUAGCCCCGCCGGGAACAUGAUCCCACUAGACACAAUACUGAAUCUCCGAAGAAUUGACGCCGGCGGUAAGCUGUUCCGCUCGGCGCGGCAGGACCGUGCAUCCCCUGACGACAUCAUCCAUCUGGAGGAACUUGGUAUUCGCACGUUCUUUGACAUGCGAAGCCAGAGGGAGUACACCAAAGUGCAGUGUGGAACGCCGAAAGCGAUCGACCAGGACGUCCCGGUUUUAGUUCCGAAACUCCCGAACCCCAAAACAAAGCCCUACCCAAUGAACAGUGCCAUUCCGUUGAAGGACCUGAAUGGAAAACACGUUGUUACGACUGAUGAACAAUCCCCUGUAAUUCCACGACGACGUUACCUCAUUGACUUUUACUCUUUCAAACUAAUUCUGGGGAUCUUCAGCAUAGCCCCACUCUACAAAUGCCUGCUCAGUUUCAUUGUUAUCAUCGUCGACGCUAUAUUGGGGACCCAGAACAAGUACCUGAUGCGCUUUUUCUCACGGGAAUUGAACACCGUGGGCAUGGCGGGUGUGUACUCCAGCAUUCUAGAGUACGGAGGCAAGCAGCUGUGUUUCAUUUUGAAGACCCUUUCUGAUCCAGCGAACCUCCCUGCAUUGCUUAGCUGUGCCCAUGGCAAAGAUAGGACUGGCGUUGCCACAGCCAUGGUCCUUAGCAUCCUGGGGAAAUCAGACAAUUACAUCGCUGAGGACUAUGCUCUGUCCACGGAAGGAUUGAGCCGCAUCCAGUCAACCGUCCACGGCGAAAUAGUGCAGAGGUUCUAUUUGGACGAAUCAUUUGCACUUGCCAAAAAGGAAACAAUGUUGAAGACACUUGCUUUACUGAGGGACAAGUAUGGAUCAGUUGAGAAUUAUCUGGAAUCCAUCGGCUUUGGCAGGGAGGAUCAAGAGAAACUUCGCCAGGUUCUGUCUUAAGCAAUUUCUCCCGUGAGUUUGCAUUAGUUUAAUUACCAGGAACAUGAGCACUGUACACGCAGGGACCAAUAUUGCGGAGUUGCUAGCAGACAGUAAUUACUAAGCAAAUUUAUUCACUGCUUGGCAAAUAAGUUUAGAAUCAGCCAAACAAAAACCUUUCCCCAGCAUAUAAAAUUGGCUUUGAGGCAUAACUUAAUUGCACAGUUAAAUACAUGAAUACUUGUGGUUUAUUAACAGAAGAUUUGCAACAAAAUCACUGAGCGAGUAGUCGUCAGUAUGUAAGUUAUUAUAUGCACAUUUAAAAAAAUUAUACCUAGUGCUAGAUUUUAAUAGCAAAACUACAAAAAAAUACAGAAUUUGUUUUGAGCAUUGUUUAAAAUAUUUUGCUACUUAUUAGUGUGAAAACGUUUUUUCUGCCACAAAUGUGAGAAAUGUUCUCAAGCUUGUCAUGUUUUUUUUUUGUGCCACUUGUUUAAAAGGAAUUUAGCGAAAAUAGCGUGCUAGAUUACUUGUUAUCAAACAGUAGUAAGAAACAGUCUUUUAUUCUGUGUAUACUGAUAAAAAAACCCAACAGAUUGGAUUUUAAACAGUAAUGGUUAACAAAGAAAGGAAAUUAUAGUAUCUGUACAAAAACAAUAUUUGAAUUUUUAGCAUUUACCUGUCUUUAAUAAUAGACAUUUCCAGCAUCUUGAGUACCUAAUUGUUGGUAGAUACGUGCACUAUAUAAGGCUCUGGUAUUAAGAUUGAAGAGGUUGAUCAAGUAUGGAAAAUAUUUAAUAAUUCUAUUCUCUUUGCUUGUAAUUUAGUAGAUGUGAAAGGAUCAUAGACAACAAUGUGAAAAUAUAUAUAUAUAUUGAGGUCUUGAGAAUAACUUGUAUCGUGACAAUAUUUUUACAUAUAUUUAGAAUAGAAAUCAAUGUUUAUAUAUAUAUAUAUGGUUUGCAAUUCCGAACAAAUGAUCAUUGUGCAAUCUUAUAGUGUUAGUUAAAGCAAGUGUCUGUUUAGGUAUUAGUUAAUCAAGUUUUGUUUAGGUACACAAGUGUUUGUUUAGGUAACCAAUUUCUAAGAAACUGUCUAUACUAGCAAAUAUGUGCAAUUGUAUCGUUAUCAUUCAUCAUUACUCUAUGUAAUAUAUGUUUUUCAAUAUAGUUUGUUGGGUUGUUUGUUUGUUUGGUUUUGUUUUAUUAUUUUCUUUAAUUUAUUAAGGGUAAAUGUACUCAUGAAAACAUUCUGCUGGAAUUUGACAUUUUUAAAGGCAUAUAUAGGAAAAGAAUCCAUUCUUUAUUACUGUUUGUGGACUUUCAUAUAUGUGCCCAACAUUGUUUGUACCGAUUGAAAAGUGCACGAAGUCAUGGAAAGUACUCAUACUCAUAGCAACACAAUUGCUGUGUUCUUGUACUCAUACUUAUAAUAAAGCACUUGUACUCAUGUAAGGGGGCGGGGGGGGGGGGGGGGGGCAGGGGGUCAAAGAUCCUGGAAUUGUUGGCGAGCUGAAAAGAAGAGACAAGAGACAAGGCAGUUGGAAUUGAUGGUAGAUGGUACAGCACUAAAGCAUGCUGGACCACACCACCCAGACUGCUGCAACCUCCUGUCCAAGGGAUCGCUCCACUUUUAGUAAGGGGUCUCGCUGGUGCAGUAGUCUUGCAGGCAUGGGACUAAAGAUAACACUCGAGAGGGAAAAAGAGAAAACUGGACGGGGGUGUUUCAACCUAGUAAAGGGCUACAAGGAGAAGUCUUAGGAACAAAAAAUAUAGAUCACUUGCCAAAAGGGGCACCCUUUUACAUUGUACUCGGAAAAUUUACUCGACUACAUGUACAACACCAGUAUGGUGUCACUACCUAACAAGAUGCAUUGCUCAUGGCAAAAUUAGAUCAGUGGUAACUAGCUCACACUACAUGUAUGAAUAUUAAAGAGCCCCGCAAGUUGGUUCUCCACAAAAUGUUACUUUAGCCUUGUGUGACAGAACUUUUUGAAUAGGAAAGGCUGUUUUUUUUUACUCCCAACAAACAGUACAUGACUAGCAGUUUAUCACUCAAUAUUCAGGCUGCCAAUUUUAGAAACAUGGGGUCAAAGACUUUCUGUUAUCACUGUUUAUACUAACAUUUUGGAGCACUCUUUACCCUUUGGCCACCGUGCUUGUAUCGCUACUUUUUUUUCUCAUAUUUACUCCAAUUCUCAACACUCAAAGUGUACUGACCUUGUUUAGUAUCGGUAUGAGACAUGUUAAAAGUGAUAUUUCUUGCCAGUGGCAUUGCCGUUGCUGCAUUUUGAGAGAUUAUCUAGAUCAGAUAUGGAACAUUUGUUUGCCUUGUGCCACCAUUUUGCCCGAUUAUUUUUUACCAUAAACAGUUAUGAAAAAUGUUAUCUCAAAGAACUGUUUCUGUGUGUGGUCUUAAUUUAAAAUGCUUUGUUGUACAUAAUAAAAUAAUGUGUUAACUUAAAUUUGUAACCAAAAAGUAUAGUGCUUAGUAAUAUUUAAUGUGUUUUAAGAACCUUUUUUGAAACUUUGGCUUUGUCUCUGGUUCGGCUGCAUCUCUUGCUUGGACAUUAAAGCCUUUUAUGUUUUCAACCAUGUUAAGAUGAAUGUAACAAUAUAGACCAUAUAUUGAGCCACAGUCCUCAGAGACAGAACUACAGUUUCGUAAACACCAAUAGUGUAAAGUACAAUUGAAAUGGUACUGUUAUAGAUAUAUUUAUACAUCUAGUUAUUUUACAUAUAUGUAAUAUUCUGUGUUUAUUUGUAUUGUUCCUUCCUGAAUCCGUUUAAAAAAAUGGAGUAAAGUUCAAUUUGUUAAUAUGAUUAAUGUUGCUAAAUACAUCAAGUACAACCUACUACGCGUAACUAUAUUUUUGUAGUUUUUCUAGAUGACAGAAUCACUGUAAAAUGUUAUUUAACUCCUACAAAGUGAAAUGUAAAAGUGGAUAUAUCGAUAACUAAAGUAAUCAGGCAAUAAAUGUGAGAAAAAGAGACAUGA